Molecule: messenger RNA, 1684 nt
Organism: Danio rerio (zebrafish)
Lineage: Eukaryota; Metazoa; Chordata; Actinopteri; Cypriniformes; Danionidae
Gene: fbxo5
Product: F-box protein 5
Biological process (GO): negative regulation of cell cycle process; regulation of mitotic nuclear division; protein ubiquitination
Cellular component (GO): nucleus; cytoplasm
Molecular function (GO): zinc ion binding
Source: RefSeq, marked provisional
UCGGCGCGAUUUGUCGCCAAAUUCAAAUCCAUUAGCAGUGGCGCUUUUUCCUCAAACUCACAAACCAUUGUGUUGCCGCUUAAAUGCUUGAGCUACCACUGCAAUAGCGACAAGGGCGCGUUUAUACGGACAUAUGAGGACGACGUAAAUAUUGAUUUUAACUUUUUAGAGUUUGCUGGUGUCCAAAUUCUCCUCAAUAUGAAGUGUCCAAACUACACUGAGGAUUCCACGGUUUUAUGCCACAUGGAGAAGACUGAAACAGACCUGGGUGAGGUGAAGGGCCAUAAGGUUUCGCCACGAAAAACAGGAGCCCUCCCCCUGCGCUCCCCCGCAGCCACCAAUGUCUCCACACCUCUGGAGAGCCGAAGCAAAGGCCCCCAUAAUAAAGAAAACUACCAGAACAAGAGACAUUCACUGGAUAUGGCAUCAGAUGAUGAGGUGAUCUUCAGUGGCAGCGGCCUGACCGAAGACAGCGGUUACCUUUCCCUCCAUAACAGCCAGGUGGACGUGGACGGACUGGACUCAUUAGAGAGGAGUGAAGAGAAUUGUGUGUCCUCUCAAUCCUUGGACGUUGAGUGUCAUUCUGGACCCUGUUUACCUGUGCUGAACUUCCAGGAGGAGGCCUGCCGAGAGCUGCAGAGGAGCUACAAGAAGAACCGAAGCUACGAUUGGACCGUCGUCGAUAAAGUGGCGGAGAAUUUUGGGUUGCAUAAUGUGAUUGGUGGAAAAAUGGGACGGCAGUUCGUGGAUAUCCUCUGCAAGCUGAUGAGGAAGGACAUGAGGCACAUUCUUGCCAGGAUUUUGGGCCUGCUGGGAGAUUGUGACUUGAUAAGCUGUACGAAAGUAAGCCGGACGUGGAGGAAAAUAAUUUGUCAGGAUCAGUUGGCUCUUCAGCGCUGGAAAAAAGCAGAAAAAACACGCAGGGACUCGGGCCGGUCUAUGGGAUCUUUAUCUCGAGACUUCACCUUGGACAGGGUGGUGUUCUCCUGCAUGCAGACCGUUUCCUCUCCACCCGCUCACAAGGCUGUUAAGAAGCCGCCAUGCCAGAUGGGUGGAGCGCAAAAUGCGACUAAAUCAAGCCGGUUUCAACAGUAUGUAGAGGCAGCACAGUCUCUGAAACAGCAUGAAUCCCUGCGGCGCUGCUCCCGCUGCAGUUCUCCGGCACGCUUUGAUGCAGUAAUGCAGAGGGCCGUUUGCACACGCAUCAGCUGCGCCUUUGAGUUUUGCACAUUGUGUCAAUCUGCUUUCCAUGACUCCACUCCGUGCCGAAACACCAUCCGGAGUUUUUCCUCCACACAAAAAACACUGGUUGCCGGCUCCGCUCGAAGCAAGAGGAGCAUCCGUCGCCUCUGAGCGCCACAUAAGAGGAAAAAAAAGCAAUGUUACAAGAACUUUAAAAAAAAAACUACCUGUUGGGUUCUUAAUCGAUUUAAAAGACUUUUAAACAUGUGAAUAUUUUAUCUUCCAGAAUGUGAAGUGAAUUUUGGCCACGUGUGUGGUCACCGCACAGAGUGAGAGAAGGAGAAAAAAAAAAGAAAAGAAAAUACAAUCCUGUAUGCCAAAAGAAAAGACUUGAAGGAGGUCAAACAGCCUCUCAAGGUUUUGUAAAUGCUGUUUUAUAAGAUUUUAUAAAUGUUUUAUCAAUGAAAUGAAGCAUUGCUGUUUGUCUUAAUGUAAAUAUUUA